AUGAUGAUAGGUUAGUCCUUAUUUUGUCGGCGUUUUUGUACCCUUUUCAACGGCACAUCUAUAUAGGGCGUGUUGGAUAACUUCCAGAACGUCCGAGAAUGAUUACGUAAUUAGGUAAAAUACCAUUGAUGCGAGUUUUCACAUACAUUUCGGGAACAGAGAUUUAGGGUCAGUUCAGUUGCACCAAAUUACACAGUUUUACAAUUUGCCGAAUCUUACGAUGGGCUGCCGAGAUACCUAGUCGUCGUUUUGCUCUUAUUUGACUGUGUGCAAGUUGGCAACAGCCAUUUAGUUUGGAAAUGCCGUCCCAAGCGUCCCACGAAAGUUCAUAUUUUCAUCAUGCCGCGCGUUGGCGUCGCUUCUAUUUCCCUCAACACCGACUUCGCACUUAGCCAAUAUCGUUCAAUUAUUUAUGUUCACGUACAAUUCCACGAGUAGGCAUGCAUGGGACGCGUGUGCUUUCAUUCAUAGUCGCGAAUCAUGCCCUGGCGUAUACAAACAAACGCGUGGGGCACACUACAUACAUAUACAUACAAUUGUAAUUAGCUGUCUAACAUUUCAAGCAUUCUUAGUUCUCGUCAGGCGCUCGGCACGGACGGUUGAAGUACCAACAGCAAUAUUUAUGGGUUGUUUUGUGUGGCUUACUCGCUGCGCCAAGAAUGAGUCAGUAUUCUCACAUUACAACUCGAACCCAAAAAUUACAAUGGAAGACAAAGUUCUUACAGAAGAAACAUGGCCACAAGAAGCCGAGGCGGCGAUCAACGAUAUACGCAAACACGUGAAAUCUGCCAACGUAUCGACGCAGCUGAAGAACGAUAACCAGCGGAUCUACAUCAACCUGACGACGCUGGAGAACUCAGACUAUUGCGUGGAGAUGUCCGCGGCUGGGUUCCGCGUCGUGGGCCGCACCUAUGACGAUACCACCCUCGCCAUCAUCGAGAACAUGAAUUACGAGACCCCCUACGCUUUGCUCAACAGCAUCAGCCAGAAAUACAGGGAGUCGUUUGGCGGUGAGUUGAUGAACAAGCUACUCGAUCUCGCUAAAAAGGAGACUUGAAUUUUUCGCGUUUGCAAAUUUUAGAGCUUAUUUUGUAGUAAACAGCCUUACUAGACAUAGAUGUCACAUACACGAGCUUUUGGAGAUAUAUUGUUGAGUUUCCGAAUUUUCGAGGGUUGUUUAAAGUGAUAAGAAGGUUGUACUUGGCGACUGUCGCAACGGUCAGUAUUUAUCAGUGCUAUAAUGUAAUUAAAACUAUAAAUUAGACCAAAUUAGGAUAAAUUGUAUUCGUAAUAGUGUUUCUCGAGGUACAAUUACCGACAUUUUCGAUUCAUUAUUGCAUUGAAGGCAUGUUUACAAUAUAAUUUACUACUUAUAUUAAUUGUUUAGGCAUAUAUAAAUGUAUAUAAUAUAUAUGUAUGUAUAGUCAGCGGCAUUAACAUCUCACAAAAAAGAAGGCUGCUUAAAUAUCUGACACACCCUUAUGGCUCUAGAAAUAAUACUGUAUCAGAUAUUAUUUCGGCCAUAUUUUUUACGAAGUUAUUGCCGGUGACUAUCAAAUACCUACGCUCAGAUAAAAAACAUUUAUUCAUGACGAUCACAUAACAUGUACGGACAUGUACAGACAUCAAACAUAAAAUGGCAAAGAACAAAAUGACAUAAAAGUGUUCAUCACGAAAUGGACCCAACUCAGCAUGA
This is a messenger RNA of Leguminivora glycinivorella, 1696 nucleotides long. RefSeq names its product GSK3-beta interaction protein-like. The record is from RefSeq and is a predicted model, not a curated record. Bases 413 to 1057 code for a protein of 214 amino acids. Gene Ontology annotation, cellular component: cytoplasm. Gene Ontology annotation, molecular function: kinase regulator activity; protein kinase A binding. The transcript is spliced from 2 exons. Gene Ontology annotation, biological process: regulation of canonical Wnt signaling pathway. Lineage: Eukaryota; Metazoa; Arthropoda; Insecta; Lepidoptera; Tortricidae.